AUGGCUAGUAUGGAGAAUAAGACUGCAUCGGUAUCUGAGUUUAUCCUUGUGGGCUUCACCAGCAUCCGAUGGCUGCAGAUUCUCCUCUUCCUGCUACUUCUUAUCACGUACCUCCUGACCCUGGUGGGGAACAUCCUCAUCAUCUCCAUUACUUUGCUUGACCAUCGCCUCCAGACGCCCAUGUAUUUUUUCCUCAGAAAUUUCUCUCUCUUGGAAAUUGGUUUCACCUCUUCAUCUAUUCCAAAGGUUUUGUUCAACCUGGCUUCUGGCACCAACACAAUUUCGGUGGCUGGCUGCUUUGCACAAUCCUUUUUCUAUUUCAUUGUGGGCACCACCGAAUUCUUUCUCUUGGCUAUGAUGUCCUUUGACCGGUACGUUGCCAUCUGUAACCCCCUUCGCUAUAUGAUGAUCAUGAACAGUCGAUUCUGCACUCAGUUGGUGCUGGGUUCUUGGAUCUUCAGUUUCAUGUACCUUAUAGUCCCUCUUGUGUUAUUGUUUCGUUUGCCUUUCUGUGGUCCAAAUGUCAUCAAUCACUUCUUCUGCGACAACAUACCACUCGUCAAAUUGGCUUGCACAAACACCCAGUCUCUAGAACUGCUGGAUUUCUUCUUGGCCACAUUUAGUGUUUUGGGAACUUUAACUGUUACCAUCGUUUCCUAUGUUAAAAUCAUUUCAAGCAUUAUGCACAUCCCAUCCUCAGCAGGAAAGCAAAAAGCGUUCUCCACUUGUGCUUCCCACAUCACUGUGGUCUUCAUCACCUACGGGAGCUGCAUUUUCAUGUAUGUCAAGCCAGCAAAGAAUGGGAGUUUGGACCUCAGCAAGAUGGUGGGUGUUCUCAAUAAUGUUGUGUCUCCUUUGCUGAACCCAUUCAUCUAUAGCCUGAGGAACAAGCAGGUUAAAGAGGCCUUGAAGGAUGUAAUUGAGCAGAGAAGAAUGUUUUCUAGACUCUCCAAGUGA
Molecule: messenger RNA, 957 nt
Organism: Heteronotia binoei (common prickly gecko)
Lineage: Eukaryota; Metazoa; Chordata; Lepidosauria; Squamata; Gekkonidae
Product: olfactory receptor 6E1-like
Exons: 1
Coding region: 1-957 (318 amino acids)
Biological process (GO): G protein-coupled receptor signaling pathway
Cellular component (GO): membrane
Molecular function (GO): olfactory receptor activity; G protein-coupled receptor activity
Source: RefSeq, a predicted model, not a curated record